Messenger RNA from Elephantulus edwardii (Cape elephant shrew), 1293 nucleotides. RefSeq names its product sperm associated antigen 4 (gene SPAG4). The coding region runs from base 1 to 1293 and encodes 430 amino acids. The record is from RefSeq and is a predicted model, not a curated record. Gene Ontology annotation, molecular function: protein-membrane adaptor activity. Gene Ontology annotation, cellular component: nuclear envelope; meiotic nuclear membrane microtubule tethering complex. Gene Ontology annotation, biological process: nuclear envelope organization. The transcript is spliced from 12 exons. Lineage: Eukaryota; Metazoa; Chordata; Mammalia; Macroscelidea; Macroscelididae.
AUGCGGCGAAGCCCCCGUUCGGGCUCCAGCGCGGCCCCGCACAACCAUACACUCAACUUCUACAGUGACAACGACAACAGCUCAGAGAGCUCCACAUCGGAAGCCAGCAAGGGGCACCGGUCAGCUGGGCCGGGCUCUGGGGAGCUCGAGGGCAGAAGAACCCGGGGCUCAAGCUGCGGUGAGCCCGCCUUGAACGCAGCACUGCCCGAAGGAACCACAUGGCCUGGAAACUCUCGGCAGAAGCCGGCGCCCCGGAGCCACAAGGGGCCGACGGCCCGUAGCGCUGCAACCGUGAGGGGCGGGGCCUCGGUCUCUGAGGAGCAGCUCGACCUUCUCCCGACCCUGGAUCUGAGGCCAGAGAUGCCUCCUACUUCGCGGGUGUCCAAGAGCUUCCUGAGCCAUCUCUUCCAGGUCCGGAGCGUGCUGUUAUCUCUGCUGGUCUGUGUAUACAGGGAAGUAUGUUCCAUCCGCUUCCUGCUCAUCGCUGUGUCGCUACUGAGCUUCUUUCUGGCAGUUCUCUGGUGGGGGCUCCUGUAUCUGGUUCCUCCAUUGCAGCAUGAACCUAAGGAGAUACUGACUAUGAGAGAGUACCAUGAGCGCCUUAGUGCCCAGAGCCAGCAGCUGCAGCAUCUCCAGGCGGAGCUAGAGAAACUCCACAAGGAGGUGUCCAGCUUCCGCACCACUAACAGUGAGAGAGUGGCCAAGCUCGUGUUCCAGAGACUGAAUGAGGACUUUGUGCGGAAGCCAGACUAUGCGCUGAGUUCAGUGGGAGCCUCCAUUGACCUAGAGAAGACAUCCCACGACUACGAGGACACAGCCACCGCUUACUUCUGGAACCGCUUCAGCUUUUGGAACUAUGCACGGCCACCCACAGUCAUCCUGGAGCCAGAUGUGUUCCCUGGAAACUGCUGGGCUUUUGAGGGUGACCAGGGGCAGGUGGUGAUUCGGCUUCCAGGUCUCGUGCAGUUGAGCGGCAUCACCCUGCAGCAUCCACCGCCCAGCGUGGCACACACCGGGGAAGCUAGCAGUGCCCCCCGUGACUUCGCAGUCUAUGGCCUCCAAGUUGAUGAUGAGACUGAGGUUUUCUUGGGGAAAUUCACCUUCGAUGUGGAGAAAUCUGAGAUUCAGACUUUCCAUCUGCAGAAUGACCCUCCAGCUGCCUUUCCCAAGGUGAAGAUCCAGAUUCUAAGCAACUGGGGCAACCCCCGCUUCACAUGUUUGUAUCGAGUCCGUGCCCAUGGCAAGCGAACUUCAGAGGGGGCAGGGGACAGUACCACAGGGGCAGUUCAUUAA